Molecule: messenger RNA, 2582 nt
Organism: Cygnus olor (mute swan)
Lineage: Eukaryota; Metazoa; Chordata; Aves; Anseriformes; Anatidae
Gene: MXRA7
Product: matrix remodeling associated 7
Exons: 5
Coding region: 104-754 (216 amino acids)
Source: RefSeq, a predicted model, not a curated record
ACGCCGGGUAAAGCCGGCCGGGAGCCGGCCCAGCCCCGCCGCCGGCCGUAGCGGGGUGGCCGCGCACCUUCGGGGCGGGCUGCGGCAGGGAGGCAGCGUGGCCAUGGACCUCUACCUGGCCGUGCCGCUGCUCUUCACCCUCCUGGCCCUCGUCCUGGCCUCCGUCUUUGUGAGGCUGCGGGGAACGGGAGGAGAAGGAGGAGGAGGAGGAGGAGGAGGAGGCGGGGAGAGGCUCCGGGAAGCGGGCGCCGAGGAGCCGGGCUCCGGAGCGGAGGCUGCCGAGGGGCCGGAGGCUGAGGGCGGCCGGGUGCCGGUGGAGGAGGUCGGGGCGGGCGACGAGGGGAAGGAGGCGGCCUCCGAGCGGCGGGAGGACAAGGAGAAGGAGAAGGAGGAGGCUGCAGCAGCAGCAGCAGCAGCAGAACGGGGCCCCGAGGCCGAGCCGAGCCCCGCGGAGACCGAGAGCAUCCCCCGGCAGCCUCCCGCCGCCGAGCCCCGGGAGGCCGGGCAGCAGCAGCAGCAGCAGCAGCAGCAGAAGGAGGAGGAGGAGGCAGAGACCAAGGAGGAAGAACCGGACUCAGAAAGUGAGAAGUUGGUGGUGAGAGAGCCGGAGGAUGAGGAUGCUGCAGACGAGACGUUCUCUUUUAAAUACAGUCCUGGAAAGCUGAGGGGAAACCAGUACAAGUCGAUGAUGACCAAAGAAGAACUCGAGGAAGAACAGAGGAUUGAGCUGACCUCUGAUCUCACAUCCCUGUAGCAAGUACCUUAGGUCCUCGGCCACAAACAUUCUUGCAAACCUUUUUGAACUGAAGACUAUAUGAAGUUGUCCCUAGCCUCCUCCUAAAGGCAUCCCUUGGCAUCUUUAAAGGCUUGAGAGAAAUACCAAAACCAACCAAACACACCCAUAAGAGAAAUCCAUAAGCCCUCAAAACUUGGCAUCCCCUCUUGGUCUGAAGUUGAGUUCUUCAAAAAACUCCUGUGGUAUCAAGUUUGAGGAGAUCCUGUUGUGUGGCUCCAGGGACUGGGGCUGGGCCCAGGGAGUGACUUGAGUUGUGUUUGUGGGGCUGGGAUGUCCUAGGAGAUGAACCUUUUUUCCCUCUCCCUCAAACAGAACCCAAAUCGGAUACCAAAUUUGCAGCAAGUCCAUUAGCUGUGUUCAUCACCGUGUGUUAGCCCUGCCGUGAAACCUGUGUUGUUCGUUUAGAGGGGUGUGUGAACCAUAGCUCUUCUCCCAGACCAGCCUGUACCUUAUACCAGACCAUAAAGCUGUUUCUUCCCAGAGCCAAACUCCUCCUCUUUAUUGCUGGGGGGUGGGAGCUGCCUAGGAUUUCAGACAUACAACAUUGCUCUAUUUGAAGGACAAAGCGGGGUCAAAGUGAGGGAGGGAAGAUGGUAGCUGGACCGACUCAAAUCUUGCUUCUGUAGUGCUUUUAGCAGAGAGCUGAUCUUGUAGGUAGAGGGAAGACUCGAGAAGGGAUGAGGAUUGAUAGUUUAGCUGUUCUGUUUGUGGUGGAGGUUUAGGAGACCACGCUUUGGCUGCUGUUGAUAAUCUGGAUUCACACUUCCCUACUCUGGUCCCCAGGGGGAGAGAUCUGAGGAGGUAGCUACGGUGUCAUGGGGUCCCUCUGGCUCAGGAUGAGACUGAGGGGCGUCCUGGAAGAGACACCCUCCCUGUUCCUCUGCCCACUUGCUGUUCCAUUGCCCUCUUCUCUUGCUAGCCCCGUGGUUUGUCCAUGGGAGCCAGAACUCAGAACCCCCCCUCAGCUCUGUCACGUACAGGAGAUGUGUUUGGCUGGGGGCAUUUACCUGCUUCAGGCAUAGCGGGUUUCAAAUCAAACCCUGCUGGUUUGCGAGAGCGAGAAGAGGGUCCCAGUUCUCUAGCGAUGUUGUAGGAACACCAGGCUGGCUGGGGAUGUGUCCUUCAAAGUUUCUCCCUCACUGCAAGACAAGAGCCUCUUGGCUAAAACUGCAAACAUAUCAGAAACCCAACAGGCUGCUUUUUUUUUUUUUCUUCUUUUUUUUUUUUUUUUCUUUUUAAUUCCUAUGCAGACAAUACUUGAAACCUUGUACACAGUUGUCCUUUCCAGCGCCUGGGGUUGGCAAACUCUUAAUAAAAGGGCUCAUUUAAAGAACAGCAGGAGACUUCAGCUUUAGAAGAGGCUGGGCUGCCCCUUCCCAGCCAACAACUGCAAGCGUGCUCAGUGGGUUGCGUAUGAGUUUAGGCACACCCAGACCCUCUGCUUCAACAUCCCUCUAGUACGACCGCUGUCUCCCUUCGGUGCUGGCUGGCUGACUGUGUCCCAAGCACCCAACUAUGCAAAGAAUGCCUUAUAUACGUUGUGUUUAAGUUACAUGGCAAUAUCUACAUCGAGCAAAGUCUAUAGUCGAGUCCAGGUUUUUUGCUAGUGGCGGCAAGUCAAACCAUUUCUUCAAUUCAAAUGGCUGUCUGGGUAUUUUUUACUUUUGUUUGUUUUGUUUGUUUGUUUUCUAUCUGAUGGUGGCUCUUAUACAAAGGACUGUAAUUGUAGUGGCUUGAAUCUGUAAAAAUUGCCUUUGUUUGGUCCAAUAAACCUUUGAAUAGUUUA